CACUAUGAAGGUCCUUGUCCUGCUCGCCUCGGCUCUCGCCGCGACCGCCGUCAAUGCUGCCUACAUUCCUCCCUAUGGCAGCUCCAGCGUCGCCGUCUCAUCGGUCACUCCCAGCUCGGCCAGCUCGGCCAUCUCGGCCACGGCCACUGCGACCUUGACUGCUUCGUUCCCCGCCGUCACCAAGAGCAAAUGCCGCAAGACCACCACCCCUGCCACCGCGACUUCGACCCCUGUCUACGGAUCCAGCGCCGUGCCACUCUCUACCCCUGUCUAUGGAUCGAGUGCGGUGCCCUCCACCGUGACCGCCUCAGUGCCUCCUGUUGUGACUUCCGCUGCCUCUGCCUCUGCCAACACCCUCACUGCUGCUAGCUCUGCUGCUCCCCAUUCCGCAUCCUCGGCUGGCCCCUCUGAGUCCACUGCUGUCAUUCCCUCCUCCGGCGCCUCCUCCACCACUACCGCGAGUUCCGGAGCUGUCGUUCCCACCUCUGCGGUGACUGUUGGCCCUGUUCCCACCCAGUCUUCUGCCUCCAGCUCCAAGGCCCACACCACCUCGCCCGUCGUCGUGCCCUCUUCGUCCUCCUCCGUCAAUGUCAUCACCAGCACACACACCUCUGCCUCUGGCGCUGUUUCUGACACCUCCGCUGGCCCGGCCACCACCACCGACCAUCGCCCUUCUCGCACCCGCACCUGGAGCGAGGUUCCUUCCGACUCAACCACCCCCUCCACUUCCACUUCGACUGAGACCUCGACCACCACCACCGACCAUCGCCCUUCUCGCACCCGCACCUGGAGCGAGGUUCCUUCCGACUCGACCACCCCCUCCACUUCCACUUUGACUGAGGCCUCGACCACCACUACUGACCAUCGCCACCGCACAUCGGCCAGCUCAGAUGCCACUACCGAGGCCUCCUCGACCUCUACCGUCACCACAACCACUGCCGACCACCCCCACCGCUCGUCCACUACCACCACCACCACCACUACCACCACUACCGUGUUCACUACACCCUCUCCCAGCAACAACGGCGGCGGUGGUCAGCCCUCGACAAGCACCAGCGACAACGGUGGCGGACACCCCGGUCGCAACACCGACUCUGCCACGAAGAUCACCUCUACGACCGCCUCCACCCCUGCCUCUACGACUGCGUCCGCCUCUGCCUCUUUCCCCACCGCUCCUGCUUCCUUCGCGACCGAAACUCCUCAGGUCUGAUUCCCAAGACCUCCUCCCCUCCCCUUCAAUAUCCCUAUGACAGUAUACACCUUACUUCAACUCGGACACUCUAUGAUAUAGUCUGCGCAGGCGAUACCGGCCCUGCGCGGAAUCUGGUGUAGAAUUACCUUACUCUAUUGAUGCCUUAAAAUACUUUAGUCCUUGAAAAAUGAACUGAAUACAUGCCAACCAAAAUGCCAUGUCACAGCUUGUUCGGAGUCAAACGGGGCAGUCUGUCCCUGAGUGCCCCUCAGUAAUUU
Polychytrium aggregatum is the source of this 1470-nucleotide messenger RNA. RefSeq lists its product as uncharacterized. Lineage: Eukaryota; Fungi; Chytridiomycota; Chytridiomycetes; Polychytriales. The record is from RefSeq and is a predicted model, not a curated record. The transcript is spliced from 2 exons. The coding region runs from base 5 to 1210 and encodes 401 amino acids.